This is a messenger RNA of Fulmarus glacialis (Northern fulmar), 1029 nucleotides long. Its product is annotated as serine/threonine-protein kinase SBK2-like. NCBI's taxonomy places the organism in Eukaryota, Metazoa, Chordata, Aves, Procellariiformes, Procellariidae. The record is from RefSeq and is a predicted model, not a curated record. Bases 70 to 1029 code for a protein of 319 amino acids. The transcript has 4 exons. Gene Ontology annotation, biological process: peptidyl-serine phosphorylation; peptidyl-threonine phosphorylation. Gene Ontology annotation, molecular function: ATP binding; protein serine/threonine kinase activity.
CUGCAGCGGGGGAAGCGAGGCAAUCCACGGCCGGCCGUCAGUGCUGCGCUGCUGGAGAAGCACUCAGCAAUGGCCGAGAGCUCAUCUGUGCCUGCGGCAGCGGCAGGGACAGCGGCACCAACCGUGCUAGACGAGCUCCUGCAGAUCACAGCUCAGAGCCUGGUGCGCACCGAGGUGGCCGAGCACUAUGAGGUUAUUCGGGAGCUGGGCAGGGGCAAGUAUGGCCACGUGAUGCUAGUGACCCACAGGCAGAGAGGGACUCCUAUGGCUCUCAAGCUGCUACCCAAAGCCAGUACCAAGCUGCACACCUUCCUGUACGAGUAUUGCGUGGCUCUCUCCCUCGCCACCCACCCUGCCAUCAUCGGCAUGUUUGGAAUUGCCAUCGAGUCCAGCCAGUACUAUGGCUUCCUCUAUGAACCAGCACUGCACAAAGACCUCAUCUCUAUCAUCAAACCCCGGGACGGCAUCCCCGAGCCAGCCGCUAAGCAGUGUGCCAAGCAGCUCGUGAGUGCGCUGGAGUUCAUCCACAGCCGAGGGCUCGUGUACCGUGACGUCAAGCCUGAGAACGUGCUGCUUUUUGAUCCCGAGUGUCGGCGCAUCAAGCUGACUGACUUUGGGCUUACGCGGCCCAAGGGUACCAAGCUCAAGCUGGUGGCUGGGGUAAUCCCCUACACCGCCCCCGAGCUGAGCAAAACCGCUGAUGCCCAGGGGGUGCCCAUCGACACCAGCUUGGACGCCUGGGCCUUUGGCGUGUUGCUUUUCUGCCUGCUGACUGGCUACUUCCCCUGGGAACAGAGCCUGCCAGAUGACCCUUUCUUUGAGGACUUCAUGCUAUGGCAGGAGACGGGCCUGGAGGAGGACCUGCCCCGCCACUGGAAACGCCUGACGGCUGAGGCCGCCCUGAUGCUGCGGAGCCUGCUGGCCCUAGAUCCCGCCAAGCGCGGCCCCGUCAGCGGGGCGCUGCGCUACGUUGAUUGCCCUUGGCGGCUGGAGGAUGAGCGCAGCGAGGAGGCUGCAGUGAAGCCCUAG